Messenger RNA from Hippocampus zosterae (dwarf seahorse), 4201 nucleotides. RefSeq names its product cyclic nucleotide-gated cation channel beta-3-like. Gene Ontology annotation, biological process: retina homeostasis; monoatomic cation transmembrane transport. Gene Ontology annotation, molecular function: intracellularly cAMP-activated cation channel activity; cGMP binding; intracellularly cGMP-activated cation channel activity. Bases 287 to 4201 code for a protein of 1304 amino acids. The transcript is spliced from 37 exons. Lineage: Eukaryota; Metazoa; Chordata; Actinopteri; Syngnathiformes; Syngnathidae. The record is from RefSeq and is a predicted model, not a curated record. Gene Ontology annotation, cellular component: intracellular cyclic nucleotide activated cation channel complex; photoreceptor outer segment; plasma membrane.
AUAUUCAAAAUUUGAUUGUAUCUAAGUCAGGUAAAGACUGAACUGGAUUCCCACGUUUACAGCUGCAGCUUCCAACAGUUUGAAUUGCUUUGAUCGGAUGAGGUCGUCGUUAUGCCUUACUCAGCCCAAUCUGGCUUCGAGCCUAGGAUUGGGCCUUAACCUACAGGUGGUGCGUCUUAAUCCAGUUAGAGUCGGGCAGCCGUUGUGGAAAAUCCUUGCAGGGCUGUGUCCCACUGUGGAUCUCAUCGUCACCAGCGGAAUGCUGGGCUACCUGUAGACCUUCAGGAUGUUCAACUGGGUGGUGAAAGUGGUACCCCAUCAACCUGGAUCUCCUCAAACAGAUGCAGUUAGCAAGAAUCCUGCUGGGAUUAAACAGGAAUACCCCAAAAGCAGAGCUGCCAAGAGUCCUCCACUGAAGGGUACAGGAGAUGCCUCAGAGGACAGUCAGUCCCAGGCGGGAGUCUUAGGUUGGCUGUCUAAUGGCUUUGCAAGCACCCUGCCUCAGCCUGCUGGCUCCCCUCACCUCGACAGCAAGUCUGUUGGGGAUGGAGAAAGGUCAGGAGUGAUGGGAUGGGUCACUCAGAGUCUUACAAAGGUGCUGCCACAACCCGACGACAAGUACAGAGAAGUCAACAAUGGCUACCAAGAGGAGGUUACAGAGGUGUAUGAAGUUGCAACAAUGCCAGAUUAUGAUCCGCUCCCACACAUCCCAGUGGUGGAAAUGCUAUCAGAAGAUGAGGAAGAGGAGGACAGUCAAUCUGCAUUCCCCCCAAACGUGGUGACGUGGAUAAAGCAGAAGAUCCCUCAACCAGUUCUAAUCCCUGCAAAUUCCGUCCCCACUGAGCCAAAACCCCAAAACACUCCCCGCUCAUCUUUGGACAAAAGUACAUACUUUACGUUCCUUGUUCUCUCUCCACCGCCUGAAUCUCUCAGUGGAAUCUCACUGGACACUGAUAGCAAGGCCUCAGCGGUGGUGGGCUGGUUUGUUUCAGGGCUUGGCUUAAAGCUCCCUCAGCCUGUUUUUCCACCCCAAAAUGACAUUGAGGCCACGGCAGACAUUCUAAAGAAAGGUCCUUUCUUAGCCUCUACCCAACUCAAUGUUGACAUGGUGCUAGAAGAUGUGGAUUCAGACUAUGAGGGCCACAACACCUCAGCCCACACACAGCAGACCACAGCACAGAGGAGACGGUCCAGUUCCCCCAUGCACCUCCAAGGGGCUGGUGAGACAAACCAAGUACUGCAAGCAUCCCGUCCGGCUUUUGCUCAAAUUCUUCAGGAGGAUGCUGAGACCCAGACAGGCCGCUGGACACCGUUCAUGGAAAGCAUCAGACGGGAGGCUGAGGACUUGGCUUUGGCCACCAUGGAGGAACGUUUGCAGCAGGAGCGUGUGGAAAUGGCCCUCAUGGCCGCAGAAGUGGCGAGACAGACAGCUGAGAUGGCCGUACGACAGAUGGCCAGCGAGGGUCAGUCGAUCAAACUCUCGCUGGGGAGCCAAGAGCUGUUGGAAGAACCUGAUGCAGAACUGCAAGUUUUGCAAGAAGAGAGACCAGUGAAUCAUCAAGUCAUCGCAAAAGAGGAGCUUCUUGCUGUUGAGGAGCAUGAGGAAAGCAGAGCCGAGGAGGAAACCAUAAUCGAAGAAGACAAAGGAGGGCUCGAGCAGGAGGCCAAGCCACGAGCGAUUUCCCCCUCUCCCCCCCCGAGACCUGAACCAGUGAAGGCCCCUGAGCCGGAGUGUGUUCAACAAACAGUGGUCCAGAUCAAAGAAGAGGUUUUACAAGCUGAGCCUGUAAUCCAGCAGCCACAGAAGGCUGACAAAGACAUUCAAGAUGCCAAGACUGAUGAAAACGAGGAUGCCACUGAAGACGAUUGUGGGGAUAGUUCUCUCCUCAAUCUCCGUCCAGCAGUCAACGUUGAGGAUGUCGACUCACACCGCGAGAAAGUCUGGGGGGAAAAAGUGGAGGUACUCCUCACCCCGCAGGAUCCUAGACUAACAACACUCACUGUCCCCGUGACCCCAGCAGGAGGUCGACAGAGCAAAGGAGAUAAAGAGAGGCUACAAUCUCAAAGUGAGGAUGAUGAUGAGGAAGCAAGCAUUCCGGUCAGAGCCUGGGCCAGCCAGUCCAGCAUUCACAGCUCCGAUGACCCCUUGCGAGAACGUCCGUCAUCAUCCGCCAGUCAGACCAGCACAGCGGUUAAUGAGCGUCUUCAGGAACUGGUCCGCAUGUUUAAGGAGAGGACUGAGAAGGCGAAAGAAAAACUCAUAGACGCUGACAGCUCUGACGACGAAAGUAUCAUCCUCUCUCCUCCAAAGGCCAAAGGGCUGCAGCCUGCUCCUGCUAUACAGACUGUGGACAGGGGAAAUACUGAGAAUGUCCCUGGUCCUUCAGGAGGAAGCGCCAACAGUGAAGCAGAGGAAGAGCAAUCCGACCGUCAGGUGAAAGCCCCUCAACGGACACGAGCCUUUGUGCGCUACCGCUUCCCCGCCAGCAUCGACCCUUUCACUAAUUUAAUGUAUGUCCUGUGGAUGUUCUUGGUAUCUCUGGCGUGGAACUGGAAUGUGUGGUUCAUCCCAGUACGUUGGGCUUUCCCAUACCAAACACCAGGCAAUAUUUACUACUGGCUACUGACUGACUACCUUUGUGACCUUAUUUACAUCCUGGACAUCACCGUCUUCCAGCCACGUCUGCAGUUUGUCCGUGGAGGCGACGUAGUUUGUGACACAAAAGAAAUGAGAAAGAAUUACAUGAAAACCAAACGUUUCAAGUUUGAUGUGGCCAGUCUUGUUCCGCUGGAGCUCUUCUAUUUCAAAACUGGCAUCAAUCCGCUUCUGCGCCUGCCCCGGUUACUCAAGAUCAACUCUUUCUUUGAAUUCAAUGAGCGUUUAGAAGCCAUCUUGACCAAAGCCUACGUCUACAGGGUGAUCCGGACCACCACAUAUCUUCUCUACUGUCUCCACUGCAACGCCUGCCUCUACUACUGGGGCUCUGCCUACAAAGGACUGGGCUCCACUCAGUGGGUGUAUGACGGCAAAGGCAACAGUUACAUUCGUUGUUACUACUUUGCGGUCAAGACCCUUAUCACCAUCGGGGGGUUGCCAGAUCCCACAACGCUGUUUGAGAUUGUCUUUCAGCUUAUCAACUACUUUGUGGGAGUCUUUGUCUUUUCUAUCAUGAUUGGGCAGAUGCGUGAUGUAGUUGGUGCGGCCACAGCUAGUCAGACAUACUACCGUACCUGUAUGGACAACACCAUUAAAUACAUGUCCUCAUAUCGCAUUCCCAAAGAUGUCCAGAACAGAGUCAAAACGUGGUACAAUUACACCUGGCAAUCACAAGGCAUGCUGGACGAGCAGGAGCUGCUGACUCAGUUGCCAGAUAAAAUGCGUCUGGACAUCGCCAUAGAUGUCAAUUACUCCAUCGUCAGCAAGGUCCCUCUCUUUCAGGGCUGUGAUCAACAGAUGAUCUUUGACAUGUUAAAGAGCCUGCGUUCAGUUGUUUACCUGCCAGGGGAUUAUGUCUGCAAAAAGGGCGAGGUCGGUCGAGAGAUGUACAUCAUCAAGGCAGGGGAGGUGCAGGUGGUUGGAGGACCAGAUGGGAAGACAGUUUUUGUCACGCUCAGUGCGGGCUCCGUCUUUGGCGAAAUUAGUUUGCUCGCAGUGGGCGGGGGCAACAGGCGCACCGCCAACGUGAUCGCUCAUGGCUUUGCCAAUCUCUUCAUCUUGGACAAGAAAGACCUGAAUGAGAUUUUGGUUCACUAUCCUGAAUCCAGGAAACUGCUGCGUAAGAAAGCCAGGAAGAUGCUCACCAAAGGGAAGAAACCUGAGCCCAAAGAAGAAGCCAAGCAACCUGCCCAGGUCCAACCCACCCCUGCCAGGCCUGAGACUCCCAAGUUGCUGAGAGCCGCCCUAGAGAUGACAGAGAAAUCCGCCGGACUCAAAGGAACCAUGGCUCAAGUCAAAGAGAAGACCAGCAAGUCUCGCGUCUCGCUGCAGGCAUCCAUCUCGUCUCCGCUUCCAUCCCUUGUCUCCACGCCCUCAGCCACUCCCGCCAGUUCCACCACGUUUCUCUCCACCUUUGCCUGUUUCAACGACAACUCGGACUUUUCGUCGCUCACCCUUAUGGAGGAUGCGCUGCCGAUGGAUCACAGGCAGGAGGGUAUGAGUGAGGAGGAGGAUGAGGGUGGGCAGAAUGUGUGCCAGAAAUAA